Molecule: messenger RNA, 1107 nt
Organism: Hevea brasiliensis (rubber tree)
Lineage: Eukaryota; Viridiplantae; Streptophyta; Magnoliopsida; Malpighiales; Euphorbiaceae
Product: probable esterase KAI2
Exons: 2
Coding region: 295-1107 (270 amino acids)
Biological process (GO): response to karrikin
Source: RefSeq, a predicted model, not a curated record
AAUUAAGAUGAAUCUAUUCGAUCAGAUGACAAAGUUGGGGCAUAUAUAAUUUUAUGGACCUUUCACAUUCAAGUCGGGCCAUCCAACCCAACUCCAAUGUGUUGCUUCCCAAGACGAGAAGGCAAAAUUUGUUCUUUCUGUAACUAGGCUAAAUUCGUGCUUUCAUGGCCCGUCUUUUACACCAAAUGCCAAUCCUCUUCAUGUGAUUUCUGAACUGGGUUAUGUUUAUGCAUGCACCUGAAGCUAAAUAAAUACAUGAUGGAUGCUGCUAAAUGAAAGGCGAGUUAAGCAAAAAUGGGAAUUGUUGAAGAAGCACACAACGUGAAGGUUUUGGGCUCGAGAGAGCAAGUUUUAGUCCUGUCUCAUGGCUUUGGCACUGAUCAAUCUGUGUGGAAGUACCUGGUGCCACACCUGCUUGAAGAUUAUCGUGUUAUUAUAUGCGAUAAUAUGGGUGCUGGUUCCACUAAUCCAGAUUAUUAUGACUUCGAAAGAUGCUUAGCCAUUGACGGGUUUGUUUAUGAUUUGCUUGCCAUAUUAGACGAAUUAGAGGUGAAGUCGUGUAUUUUUGUUGGUCACUCAGUUUUGAGCAUGGUUGGUGCCAUUGCCUCUAUGUCUCGCCCUGAUCUCUUCUCUAAACUCGUCAUGCUCUCUGCUGCUCCAAGGCUAUUGAAUGAUAAAGACCACCAUGGAGGAUUCGAACGAGAAGACCUUGACCAAAUGUUCGAGGGAAUGCGUUCCAAUUACAAAGCUUGGCGCUCAGGGUUCGCACCAAUGGUGGUAGGUGGCGACAUAGACUCUGUGGCAGUGCAAGAAUUCUGCCGAACCCUAUUCAACAUGAGACCUGACAUAGCCUUAAGUUUAGCCCAGGUCAAAUUCCUAUCUGAUAUGAGAGAUGUUUUGCCUUUGGUUAAAGUCCCUUGCCACACACUGCAGAGCACCAUGGACAUGGCGGUGCCAGUGGAGGUGUCUGAAUAUCUGCAUCAAAAUCUUGGAGGUCCAUCUAUUGUCGAGGUUAUGCCUACGGGUGGUCACUUGCCGCAGUUGAGCUCUCCAUAUAUGGUCAUCCCAGUUGUUCUCAGGCACAUUCGCCUCGAUAUAACUGAAUGA